UGCAGAUCAAAGCCGAGCUCAAGCUCGAGCUUGCGUUUUAUCAUGCCCUCAUCCCAGUCGGCAUGCCGAAUUUGUUUGUCAACUUGGCCGAGCGGCUCGCAGAUUCUACCGCGCCCUGUGCAGAGGGGUGUGAAGAGUUAUUCUACGCAGACGGUGGGCCAUUGGUCUAGCAGAGGCCCUCGAAUAGCCUCAAAGCUCUCCUUUCGAUCAUAUCAGCAUGUGCGAAGAUACAAUAGCCAGUCGGGCCUGGCGUCGGGAACGAGCGUGAUUCAACAAGAUGCUACCGUUGCAGCCGUGGCGGACCACUGGUUACCCAUUCUACCGAGCCUUACGCAUGCGCUGCAAGAUCUUCCCGCCGCUUUGCAUCUCUCAGGACCCUAUGCAACCUCUUUUGCCAUUGUCAUCCUCACGUUGACGUUGAGGACCACCAUCAGCUUACCCGUCACAUUUUGGCAGCGCCGCAGAUCCAGGAGGAUGGUAGACCAUGUUCUGCCAGAGUGGCAGGCUGCAAAGUCACGUCUGCCGGUCGAGAUCGGCAAGAAGAUGGCUCGAAGAAGGGCAUCACGGGCUGAAUACCAGCUAGAGCUCAACAAAGCGGCUCGCGAGACACUAGGAUCGCUGAUGAAGAAACACCGAUGCGCUCCUAUUCCCACAUUUGUUGUCCCUCUUAUUGUCAACAUCCCAAUAUUCCUAGGCAUAUCUGCAAUUAUUCGCUACGGCUGUGUACCUCCAACGCCAUGGGGGAACGAGAUCGCGCCCUUUCCUUGGGCCGGUCCUAGCGCAGACUCUCAGGCAAGUUUCGCUGCGUCGAUCAAGAUCCUCAUGGAUCGUGGACUCGAUGCCGAGCAGAUCUCCAUGCUCUCACCGAAGCAAGGACUAACGCUCAUCGAACGAGAUUACACUGGUUUCGGCCCACUAGCAUUUGGCAUGAUUACCCUGCUUGGUGUCGAACUAGGCGCUUGGAGACGAAGGCUAACGGACCCCGAGCAAGUCCUACAUGAAGGUGCCAAAGAGCACGAACCUAAACGGAAGACCCAACCACGGGCAGCAUCGCCCCCUUCGCCUAAAGAGGACCGCACCGUCCGAGCAAAGAGCAUUUCGAUGCUCCGACAAACUGUCAUUUCGAAUACACUCAGAGCGGCCUCGAUCGUUUUCGUUCCAAUCGCCAUGCAGGUUCCAAGCGCACUUCUCGUUUACUGGCUAGCCAAUUCGGGCUACACAGUAGUGCAAAAUGCGCUCUUGGCAGCGAUGGAAGGGAAAGAGGGAAAGCAAAAAUAGACUCCGAGUUGAGAGUCAUGAAAUGCAUUACAUGCACGCGUCUUCCCAC
Messenger RNA from Tilletiaria anomala UBC 951, 1327 nucleotides. RefSeq lists its product as uncharacterized. The coding region runs from base 43 to 1278 and encodes 411 amino acids. The record is from RefSeq and is a predicted model, not a curated record. The transcript has 3 exons. Gene Ontology annotation, cellular component: mitochondrial inner membrane. Lineage: Eukaryota; Fungi; Basidiomycota; Exobasidiomycetes; Georgefischeriales; Tilletiariaceae. Gene Ontology annotation, molecular function: membrane insertase activity. Gene Ontology annotation, biological process: mitochondrial respiratory chain complex IV assembly; protein insertion into mitochondrial inner membrane from matrix.